AUGUCCAAGACGUCGCCUGUACAGCAGCUGCGGAGGGUCUUUGCCUCUACCAAAUGGCAACCCGACACCGAGCAUGAGAUUCACGCCCACAUCUACGGUCUGCGAGGCGUGCUGACCAUCUCGGCUCUGCUCUGGAUCUUCUUCCAGACUUUCAUCCCGACCGUCGUCUUUGACCCGGGAUUCCAGACAGAUGGACCGACUUACCAAAAGAUCAUCCGCGUUGUCCUCUCGCCGCUUCUCUGGGAUGAGACGCUCAUCCAGUCCUUCUUCUUCGCUCUGAGCGCUCGCUCCAUUGGCAUUCGUUUCCUCAAGGAUCCCAAGCCGGCCACAUUUGCCGGCAGUAUCAUCCGCCGCAUCUUCCGCAUGGUCAUUGCCGUUGGCAUUGCCUCCGCUAUCACCUCAGGCAUUUUUCACGCAAUCGGCACGGAGCAGAUCUCCGCCCUCAAGAAGGAACUGCCCAACGAAUCGACGCAGAGCAUCGCCGUGCCGGAAAGCUUUCUGCAAGUUUUCAACUCGGUGUUCAACAUUUUCUGGGUCGUUCGCGGUUAUUACCACCAGGCAGCCAACCGUUUCUGGCCGACUGCAACUCUGUGGAGUGUGUCAUUGAUCUACCAGCAAAGCUGGACCAUUUACUUUUUGAUGGUUAUCCUGCCCUACACACGUGUCACCUGGCAUGCACAGGGCCUGGCUUUCUUUGCUUUCGGUUCGUUCUGGAUGUGCUCUUGGGGUUGGUACGAUGCGGCGGGGCUCCUUCUCGCCCAGUACGUGAUCAACCCGAAGCUGCAGGGAACCCUGACCGAAGGCCUCAAGAUCAACGAAAAUGUCAAGAUUCCGUGGAUCGUUCCUGGUGCCCUCAUGACUGUGGCGGGUGCCGCCAUGAAGUACUGCUGGGCGGUAUUCCCUCAAUUCGUCAACAAGGAGCUUUUGCUUCACCCUUUCCUGGACCUGUCUGAGAACACCACCCGGGCACAAUUCGCCGCUGCCGACCCUUUCCCUCGUGUCGACAACUUCUUGGUCAUCUACGGCAUAAUGCUCAUUGUUGAGACACUCCAACCUGUUAAGAAUGUCCUCUCUGCAAAAUGGCUUACGGAACUCGGCAGGCGAUCACUGAGCUUCUUCGUUGCCCAGAGCAUCAUCUUCUACACAGCAGGAAUCAGCCUUUUCCUGCACCUUCGCAACGACCGGGGCGCCUCCAUCGGUGCGGCCAACACCGCCGUCUUUUUCGCCUGCACCUUGGCUACCAUCACUUUUGCGCAGGCCUACUGGUACAUUAUCGAUCUGCCAUCGCAACGAUUCGCGAAGGCGGCCUAUCUGUGGCUGAUGGAGUAA
Messenger RNA from Dissoconium aciculare CBS 342.82, 1329 nucleotides. RefSeq lists its product as uncharacterized. The transcript is spliced from 2 exons. The record is from RefSeq and is a predicted model, not a curated record. NCBI's taxonomy places the organism in Eukaryota, Fungi, Ascomycota, Dothideomycetes, Mycosphaerellales, Dissoconiaceae. Bases 1 to 1329 code for a protein of 442 amino acids.